This is a messenger RNA of Cylas formicarius (sweet potato weevil), 4413 nucleotides long. RefSeq names its product AP-2 complex subunit mu (gene AP-2mu). Gene Ontology annotation, molecular function: clathrin-cargo adaptor activity. The record is from RefSeq and is a predicted model, not a curated record. Gene Ontology annotation, cellular component: AP-2 adaptor complex; cytoplasmic vesicle. Gene Ontology annotation, biological process: intracellular protein transport; clathrin-dependent endocytosis. Bases 160 to 1476 code for a protein of 438 amino acids. The transcript is spliced from 7 exons. NCBI's taxonomy places the organism in Eukaryota, Metazoa, Arthropoda, Insecta, Coleoptera, Brentidae.
AAAAGAAGAAGAAGGUUCUGUAAAUUUUGGAGGGCGGAAACGUCAGUUUACGUCAGUAAAAUCCUAUAAAUUUAACAAUUUUUUUUUUGGGAUUAACGUUGUAUUUUCGGAUUUUGAUAAAUAUAAUGUCACAAUUUUAGGAACUAGUUAAAGGACACAAUGAUUGGAGGAUUGUUUGUUUACAAUCACAAGGGUGAGGUUUUAAUCUCCCGAGUAUACAGAGAUGAUAUAGGUAGAAAUGCAGUUGAUGCCUUCAGGGUAAAUGUUAUUCAUGCCAGGCAGCAAGUCAGGUCUCCUGUUACGAAUAUUGCUCGUACCUCAUUUUUUCAUAUCAAGAGAGCCAAUAUUUGGAUUGCAGCUGUCACCAAACAAAAUGUUAAUGCUGCAAUGGUCUUUGAGUUUUUACUUAAAAUUAUUGAAGUAAUGCAAUCCUACUUUGGCAAGAUAUCUGAAGAAAAUAUCAAAAACAAUUUUGUUCUUAUUUAUGAGUUAUUGGAUGAAAUCCUUGAUUUUGGUUAUCCCCAAAAUACAGAUACUGGAGUAUUGAAAACCUUUAUCACACAACAGGGUAUAAAAUCUGCCACCAAAGAGGAACAAGCACAAAUAACAUCUCAGGUUACCGGCCAGAUUGGCUGGAGACGUGAAGGUAUAAAAUACAGGAGGAAUGAGCUCUUCUUGGAUGUUCUCGAAUAUGUUAAUCUAUUAAUGUCUCCACAAGGGCAAGUACUUUCUGCUCAUGUGGCUGGUAAAGUUGUUAUGAAAUCCUACCUUUCUGGUAUGCCAGAAUGUAAAUUUGGCAUUAAUGAUAAAAUCGUUAUGGAAGCCAAAGGCAAGGGGGGCAUGGGUUCCACAUCUGAUUCCGAUCCCGCCAGAUCGGGAAAACCUGUUGUUGUGAUUGAUGACUGUCAGUUCCAUCAGUGUGUUAAAUUAAGCAAAUUUGAAACCGAACAUUCCAUUAGUUUUAUUCCACCUGACGGUGAAUUUGAGCUCAUGAGAUAUCGGACAACCAAAGAUAUCUCCUUGCCAUUUAGGGUGAUUCCUUUGGUGCGUGAAGUAGGUCGCACCAAGAUGGAAGUAAAAGUUGUGUUGAAGAGUAACUUCAAGCCUUCCCUUCUGGGGCAAAAAAUUGAAGUUAAGAUUCCCACACCGCUGAAUACAUCUGGAGUUCAGCUCAUUUGCCUAAAGGGGAAAGCCAAAUAUAAAGCUUCUGAAAAUGCUAUAGUUUGGAAAAUCAAACGAAUGACGGGAAUGAAAGAAACCCAAUUGUCAGCAGAAAUCGAGCUAUUGGAAACCGACACCAAGAAGAAGUGGACUCGUCCUCCCAUUUCGAUGAACUUUGAGGUGCCAUUUGCCCCAUCUGGAUUUAAGGUUCGAUACUUGAAAGUCUUCGAGCCAAAACUCAACUAUUCCGAUCACGACGUAAUUAAAUGGGUCAGAUAUAUUGGCCGGAGUGGACUAUACGAGACUAGAUGCUAAUCUUGAAUUGAUAGACCAUUGUAUCAGAUAUCUAUUUAGUGGGUUUAUGUCAUUGAUAUACCGUAUAAGUCCCUUAGUACCGGUAGGUUAGGGUGUAAAUUUCCGCGUUAUAAUGUUGAUUAGAAAAUACUCGUGUGUCGACGGUGUUCCAAGAUAAACAUGUGUAAUUCACUGAAUUAUAUCGAAAUCAGGAUGAAAUUGAUAUCCAACAGGUAAAUAUGGAACAUAAACAGGAUAUAAAGGGUCACUUCCUCUUCAUCUUUGUCUAACCUGUGGUUGGUACCACACUGGUGGGUUGGUGAGUGUAGAUUCCUUUGUACAUAAGGUAGUCUUCAGCGCCCCGUUAUCUUAGAAUUUUAGAAAAAUGUAAUAAAACUGUAAUCUUUCCUAAUUAAUAUUGCUCUAUUUCAAAAAUAAAUAAUACAAAACGUGAGAAAAACAUACACAACAAACAACAGAAUACACACACAUAAUUAAGCCAAAAACUCAUUGGGUUUGAAUUAUUGCAAGCAAAAUCCUAAUUAUAAGAACUAAAAUUUAAAAAAUAGAUAUAUUUUUUAAUUUUAUAUUUAUUUAACUUUUAUUCAACUAUACAAUAAACUCACUUUCAAUUUACUUUUGUUUUGGAGUUUUGCUUCAUUUUUCACUAACCAUACAGGUCCACACAUAUAAAGGCAGAGUAUAAAACAAAACAAUACUAUAUAAAAUUAGAAUUUUGCUUACAAAUUCAUUCUGAUUUAUUCUCAGAUUGUUCUCGUUCAAUUCGUCACUCUUUAUUAGUUUUCUCUAUAGAUCUAACCUAUAUUAGCGGUUAGAAAUAUUGUCCUGUGUCGUUUUUGUUUUCUUUUUUGUUUUAUUAGUUUUAUUGUGUUCUUUAGUGUUUAGUGUUCUGUAAUAUGAACUUUAAUCUUCCAAACAGCAUUUUAUUAAUUUUGAAAUCACGGUGGGUAAUAACCUUAAUUGAAAGUAUGGAAAUUGUCAGGAGAAAACAUAGUGUAAUUGUAGCGGCUCCAGCAGUGAGUGUAACUUGAAUUUUAAAUUUGAAAAUAAAAGAAAAUUCAGUGAACCCCAAAUAGUCGUUUAUAAAAGAACAUAUCGCUUAUUGGGUGUAAUAGUGGCACAUCCACAAAAUAAUAUUUGAAAGAAAAUCAGUGAUAUAGGAAAAUAAAAACUGAAAUAUUGAGAUAACUCAUAUCAACUCCCCUACGUAUUAAAACAUUUAUAGUGAGUGAUCUUUAUAAUUAUAUAUUGAGUUGUAUUAUUCUCUUUUUAAAACAACAAAUAUUUUUUGAGUUUUUUUGAAAUAAUUUUUUUUGCACACAUCAAUUUCACGAAUAAAGUGCAAUAUUUUGAUAAAAAAAAUUCUCAAUAAAACAGUAGAUGAAAGUUUUAACAUAAUUUUAAUAUAAAAAUACCUAUAAAAAUAUAAUACGGCAAGAAAUUAAUACAACACAAAAAAAUGUGCCUUUAUAAACUUUGGCACAUAAACAAGAACUACAAAAAACAUCGAAAAGCUAUAACUAAAAAACAAGCGAACUAUGGUUUUUGAUACAUGUCGAAGUAGGUAUUAUUUCUAAACUAAAAGAAACCACUAUCAGAUUAGUAGUAUUUUAAUACGUAAACAAUAAAAAACAACGUACCUACAGUUUUUGGUAGAGAGCUGCUGUUGUUAAAAUUAUAAGAAACAAGAAUUAUCAUGGCUCGUAAAGAAAAGCUAAGCUAUUCUACAGUUAAAAGCAACAUCCAACUGUCCUGGUUUUUGGAAAAUAAGUAAAAAAUACUAUUUUCAAAGUAACUAAAAACCCGUGACAUUUCAGUCUUUUUACUUUAACUUUUUAGCAAAUCCAUUAAGUCAUUAAACUUUUUCUUUGGAAUUGGAAUCAAUUAGCAUGGUCUAGAUUCAGAUUUCCAAAAGAUGUAAAAGUCGCGCCUUUUAGCAUUUUGCUUUGCGUAAUGCUUAUACUUCUGUAGUCAGUUUCACUAUAAGAUGUUUUACAGGAAAAUGUGUCCGGAGCACCUUUUUCUACUUUGAAAACACACGCGUCAUUUAUUUUGAAAAUAUCGCCUAAACUGUCCCAAUGAAAAAUUAAUGAAGUUUAAGUUACUAGUCUUUUAAAAUUGAAAAAUCAUCGUAACUUAUGUCUACGACUUUAUAAGGAGUUCCUGUCUUCUUCGCGCCUUUUACUCUGCGGCGAUCACAGGCGCUCUAGGUUCUGUGCCGGUUUUGCGCGUAAGAAUAUUUUAUUUAUUCAAACGAAAUUACAUGAAUAAAGUAACACAAAUAAGACCAACCCAUAAGGUUUACUAUUUUAUUUUACUCCUUCCAUGCCUCUAUUUAAGAAAGUAAAACAUAACAUUGUUAGCUUUGGUUAGUUCAGUUGAACAGUCCCAAUCUAGUUCUUUCUUAAAGUCGAUUUAGGAUUUUAGGCCUCGGCCAUGGAAAACGCUGGGAGUCGGCGAAAAAACUUUGAUAUAAUCAUGAAAAAGGACGGACAGAAAGCAAUCCUUCAUGUUCUGUUUAUGGUGCGUAAAGAUAAAUUUAAUAUAUACAUAUAUACAUUUUGCUCUUAAUGCGCUACCUAACACUUAAGUGGGUUGAUGCAGUUUUAUUACUCUAUGAUGUGGUUUUAAGUUUCUCUAUGAACAAAUAUGGUUAAUUGUUUUAAUCUCAUUAUUUUAUUUUAUUUAUAUAAUUAUAAAUUUUAGAAUUGUUUAUUAUGAAAUUUUGUUGUUAAAUGCCGGGCGCUUUAUAUCUCUUCCAUUUCUUUUUAAAUUUAUUGCAUGUGUGAUUAGUAAACUAUGUCAUUGUUAGUAAUAUUGGAAGUUGUUACACAUAUAAAGUCGGAGUUUAGGUAAAAAAAGCUUUUGUGGUUAUUUCUUUUUAAAAGUGUAUAAAAUCUGUAAGCCAUAUUGUAACAAUUGUAUCAUUAAAGAACA